ACUUGCAACUACAAUAUACGUCCGUCUCGUUUCGGAUAAACAGAGAGCACAGAGAGUGUCACGGCGUGCAACGAAAAUAAACAGAGCUGUGCGUCCGCAUUUACCCCAUUUGCCCCUAAAUUUUCCACAAAACCGUUGGAUUUUUUUCCCGUCCCACGAAGUUGGAGGUUAACUACCAAAAUAUGACAUAAAUUUGGUCAAUAUGGCAAUACUGAAGGAGAGCCUCUCGCUCUCCGUUUUUGAGGUUAUAGGAUUCUCGAGUGAUUGCCAGUGAUUGCUACUAAAAUUCUACCAGCAGUAGCGUGUGAUAUAUCGUCCGUCUUGCUCUUUUAUAUAGAAGGCAAAAUUAUGGUACGAUAUUUGCUUAAGUUCUCGUACAUUGGUGCGCACUACAGGGGCUUGCAGAAGCAGACUCCUUAUAAUGACAACUUUAUACGGGACACCGAUUCCAUCCAAGGUGCUUUAGAAACUGCUCUACUAAAGCUCUUGCCAAAGAGCCUAAUUAGGCCAGCCCUCGUUCUCUCCAGCAGGACAGACGCUGGUGUUCAUGCUUUAGGCAACACUGCUCAUGUGGAGCUCGAAAACAAAUAUAAUACGAUAUAUGAUUCGUCACAUGUAAAGCAAUGUGUUAAUCGUUAUUUUGGCCAUUGUGGUCAUACCAUUAGAUUGCUGGAUUGUAUACCCAUCACAAAUGAUUUCCACGCAAGAUAUUCGUGUAAAUCGCGAACUUACUUGUACAGAUUUAUGGUACCUAAAUGUGAAGACCAACGGAUAGCUCUCCUAGAUGCGACACACACUUACUAUUUAAGGUCACACAAUUUCGACGUAGACAGGGUAAAACGUGGUAUACAGUUGUUUAUGGGAACAAAAGACUUUACCACGUUUAGUGCAAAAUCUGUAACAGAUCGUAAAAUCCAGUACGUACGUGCCUUACAGGCUUUUACUUUGGAAGAGGCACACGCUUUUAUGCCCCUAGACCCACUGACGAAAAAUUUCACAUAUUGGCAUUUCACGUGCAAGGCAAGAUCUUUCUUGUACAAUCAGGUCAGACGAAUGGUCGGUGCCCUAAUCGCGUUAGGAUCGGGGCGUAUAACAGAGAAAGAUAUCACUGUAAUGUUACAAGUUCCUUCCCAUCACAACUGGGAUAGCCGAGUUUUACCUGUACCACCGAAUGGUUUACAUUUAUUGAACGUAGAAUAUGAUCCGGAUGAAUUAAGACGCUGUACGAUAUUGGAGCAGGAGGAGAAAUUACAAUCGGAAGAGCAAAUGCAGGAACUACAGUGUGAAGAGCAAAAACAAGGACUGCAGUUAAAAGAAUAAAAGCGUAACGUACCUGAUCUCUUUUUGUUUGAUGACCUCUCUGAUGCAGAUGUUAUUUAAAGAAAUAUUAAUUUUUGCAUAAUGGA
Messenger RNA from Vollenhovia emeryi, 1406 nucleotides. Its product is annotated as tRNA pseudouridine synthase-like 1. Gene Ontology annotation, biological process: tRNA pseudouridine synthesis. NCBI's taxonomy places the organism in Eukaryota, Metazoa, Arthropoda, Insecta, Hymenoptera, Formicidae. The transcript has 8 exons. Gene Ontology annotation, molecular function: pseudouridine synthase activity; RNA binding. The coding region runs from base 349 to 1320 and encodes 323 amino acids. The record is from RefSeq and is a predicted model, not a curated record.